This is a messenger RNA of Lucilia sericata (common green bottle fly), 913 nucleotides long. RefSeq names its product augmin complex subunit msd5 (gene msd5). The record is from RefSeq and is a predicted model, not a curated record. Lineage: Eukaryota; Metazoa; Arthropoda; Insecta; Diptera; Calliphoridae. The transcript has a single exon. The coding region runs from base 95 to 856 and encodes 253 amino acids.
CAAUAUGGCUCCGCGCCAGGUACUGUAUAAAUAAAAACCUACUUUUGAAAACAACAAUCGAUAUAAAAAGCACAGAUAUAUCAUAAAAAGAAAUAUGGAUUCUCAAGAAAAUUUUAAUAAAAUCACCAACGCCAUUAAUGAAACACACGAAAAUGUUUUGCACGAAGUCUGUCAUGUGCCGCGUGUAAUGAAUUUGACGGAUUUCUAUGGCAUAUACGAAAGGGAAGAAAAGGCAAUAGAUGAAAAAUACGAUAAUGUACCAAAGGUUACUCCUACCAUUGAACUGUUUGCAGAAGUUUUCAAAAAGCUCGAUGAGUAUCCAGCCAAUUUGCAAAAACCCAAAAAACCACCACCCAUGCGGGAACGUCUAAAUUCUACCAUAUCGAAAUCCUCUCCCACUCUAAAUGAUUCCACCGGUUCGAGUACCUCUAGUCAAAAUAAAGAAAAUUCUCUUAGUUUGUUUAAUUUGCAUAAGAUCGAAGCGGAUGUGCCCACAGCUUCGGAAACUUUAAGCAGUUUUGUAAAGUUUCAAAAGCAGUUAAAGUUAUUGAAUAACGAAAUAAUGCAACAGGAGCUAGACAAGGAAUAUGCACAAAAAUUAAAACAGUUAAAUGUAUUUGCCCAACAAUUAGAGAAAAUAUUGCCCACAGAAAAAGUGGGCAAAUGCGCUUUAUCACCCGCAGAGGAAACUACUUUAGAGGAUUUGGCUAAUAGAAUGGAUGAUCUUAACUUUAUACGCGGCCAUCAAGAUAUCUUACAGAAUUGUCCAAACAAUAGUAUUCCCACCAAAUUGGAGUAUUUAGUGGAUGUUUUAUCUUAUUGUGUACUUGCGGUUAAUAAUUUUAAUAUAAAUUAAUUUAUUGAAAUACAUAGAAAUAAAAUGUUAAGAACUAAAAACAAUCUUCUUCCUCAA